This is a messenger RNA of Aspergillus pseudonomiae, 2799 nucleotides long. RefSeq names its product fungal specific transcription factor domain-containing protein. Lineage: Eukaryota; Fungi; Ascomycota; Eurotiomycetes; Eurotiales; Aspergillaceae. Gene Ontology annotation, cellular component: nucleus. The coding region runs from base 573 to 2441 and encodes 622 amino acids. The transcript has 4 exons. Gene Ontology annotation, molecular function: zinc ion binding; DNA binding. Gene Ontology annotation, biological process: DNA-templated transcription. The record is from RefSeq and is a predicted model, not a curated record.
UGGCCUGUCAAUCGUGUCGCAAGCGCAAGGUCAAGUGCGACCGGGCAUUGCCACAGUGUAUGGUCUGUGAUCAAACAGGCCAGACAUGCAAUUAUCCGCUUCAGUCAAUGAAACCCGGGCCUAAAAUUGGUAUGGAAUGGCCACAUUUUGCCAUAAGCCGCGACAAGUUGGAGGCACAUUGACAAUAUCUAGGGUCUUCGCAGAAGAAGAGAAAACGCCCACGACAGAAUGAGACAGCGCAGAGACGACAGAUUAACUCGCCUUCUAGACCGCCACCCGGUCCCGACAAUGGCCGACGGGGUAGUUACUUCGGCGCAUUGCAUGAUCAGCCGGAGAAAGAAGAUUUGGCCCUCGCCGUCCAGGCCGAUCUUACUGAGACAACUGGGAUUGAGGCGCGGGGAAGCUCGCAACACCGAACCUCUCAGUUGAAUACGCUUGAUCUCGCUUUCAUUUUACAUCCAUCACACGAGGCCACAAGUCCCUCCCAAAAGAAGAGCCCGAGCUCUCAGGAUGGCCAAAAGACAGAUCUCUGCCGUCAAGCCUGCACAGAGCUAGGCGUCUCGCAAGCUUUCAUGAAUGAAAUCAUUCGAGUUUUUUUCGACAACAUGGUCGCUAUAAAUAUCUUCCAUGAGCCUUCGUUUGCAGAAAAGCUUUCCAAUAUCUCUUCGUUUUCUCAAUUGACUGCCCUUCUGGCGGCCAUAGCUGGUUAUGCCUCACGUUUUGGUGCCCUAAGAACCAACGACGUAGAUAGCGACGCAGUUCAGCUCGUAGCAAAGAGUCACCGACAGCCUGCCUACUUCAUUGACCUUGCUUUCAAGUACAUAAACGAGGCGCUUGCGGAAUGUGGCGAUGAGAUGCCGCCACUUUGCGUUAUACAGGCUCUCAUUAUUGCAACGCAUUGUCGACUGAGCCAGGGGGUCCGCGGAAAGGCAUGGAGAUCUCUGGGAUUGUGUGUCAGUUUGAUAUACGAAACAAACCUGCAUCUUCUUGAUUCCGGGAAGGUUAUAAAAACGGAGGAUCCCCACCGCUGGCAAGAAGACGAAGAAAAGCGUCGUGCUUUCUGGGCCAUCUGGGAAAUGGAUGUUUUUGCCAGUACUAUCCGUCGGACGCCAACUACUAUUAACUGGAGCCAAAUGGAAAUAUUGCUUCCAGUUGACAACGCUCACUGGUUCUCGGGCCACCCUACUUCAAGCUGCUUUAUGGAGGCGGACAUAAACAAACGUUGGAAGGCGUUGCAGGACAGUGGUAACCAGUCGUCGAAAGCGUGGUUCCUAGUUAUCAAUUCUCUCAUGAAGAAUGCCCAGAUCGCCUGUGACCCACAAGGAGUGGCUGCCAUAGGUAAUCAGGGCUAUCGUCAGCAAAUGCCAAAUAGCCAGAGUUCAACACUCGAAUCGGCCAUGGAGGCUCGUCAAAAAUUGGAGAUAUUGGCAAACGCCGUACGCUGCUUUACUUUGGCUUUGCCCAGCCAUCUCCAGUAUCGCGAUCAAUAUCUGGCCUUUGGGGUGCCGGUACAAGGGGAGUUAGAAUCUCAACGACAGCAGCACUCCUCGAUCUACAAUAUCUUCGUUAUGACCCAACUGGCUCGUUUGAUGAUCUACAGAUAUGACGCAUUCAGAUCUCAAAAUCGUCCAACUGAAACCAGUGGCCGUCAUCCUUCCGGAAAUUCCGCUGGUCGGAGUACAUUUAGUCUGCUCGAUACGGAAAAUGGAGCGCUUCGACAGUAUUACGAGGCAGCAGAUCGUAUUCUGGGAAUAGUGAAUCGGUGUUGCGAGGAUCAUGUUCAGCAUAUUAAUCCAUUUCUCCCUAGUACCAUAUGGCUUGCCUCGGCGGUGCAACUGGUCCGCAAACAUUUUGCUCGAGCACAGCCCAAUCGAGAUCUAGUAAAGUCGCGCUUCGACGUUCUUUAUCUGACCUACAAGCGAUGCGUUCAAUUUUGGGAUAUUCAAACCGCUCUCCAGAAGAACUUAGAGUUGAUCGAGGAGCAACUGGAAGCCCGGAACAAGAAACCGGAGGUUCGAGCUUGUCCAUCCUCUCAAGAAGCGUCAAACCGGGCAUCGGAAGACACCGAUAGGAUCAACCAGCCUGCCUCGGACCAAGAAGGUCCAAACGUAGAGCGCAGCCUGAAUUUUGACUGGACCGCCCGACAAGCCUCUCAAUACCUACCCGAAACGCCUAGUGUCCCACUCACCAGUUCAGCCCUGAUUGAUGCCAGAUUAGACACUACAGCCCAAAACCAUGCGCGAAAAUACCCAUUCGUAGCAGAUAGCAUGGCAAUGCUCGACUAUGUGACUCCUCCACAACCGAGUAGGACCCAGGUACCAGAGGACUACAUGGUGCCCCCGAACUCUCAUUUCCUUGAUACUAUAUAUCAGCUCGAUCAGGCCUUUGAUUGGCCCACUUUUGAUAUUCCUGGUGGAAUAUAUGAUUUACUCUCAGGGUGAACUACACCCCCGUGCACUCUUGCAAUUGUUGGAUGGAUUUAUCCUCACACCAUUCUUUUUUCCACAAUUGGCCACUCCAUCCCUCUGUAAUCUACCUAGGUACCCUAUGGGGCCUGGGCAUAGCACACAUUUACCGUGUAUGGAUUUCCUGUAGACUCCACUCUCACUUAAGGCAUGUAAUGUUUCAAAUACCGCCUAGGUGCGAAUUGGAAUGGAGAUAGUCUAUAUCAAAAUAUAAAGUGACGUAUCCCACCCCCAGCCGGCGAAGACAAAGGAUGAUCUAUCUCUAGUUCGUAUUCCAAUGUCCCAAAACCAAAAGUACAGCGAGAAACCACUUCUUUAUAAAGUAUCCAAUGUC